Messenger RNA from Schistocerca nitens (vagrant locust), 927 nucleotides. Its product is annotated as cholecystokinin receptor type A-like. NCBI's taxonomy places the organism in Eukaryota, Metazoa, Arthropoda, Insecta, Orthoptera, Acrididae. The transcript is spliced from 5 exons. Bases 1 to 927 code for a protein of 308 amino acids. Gene Ontology annotation, cellular component: membrane. The record is from RefSeq and is a predicted model, not a curated record. Gene Ontology annotation, biological process: neuropeptide signaling pathway. Gene Ontology annotation, molecular function: neuropeptide receptor activity.
AUGUCGACGGCGACCGACGGGGGCCUGCCGACGCCGCAGCUGGUGGCGCCACCACGGGCAGCGGCGCGAACUGCCGGCCUCUGCGAAAAGCAGCCCGGCCCGCGGCUCUGGUGCAUGGUGCGCGUCCCGGCUCCGACGGACGGGUGCACGGGGCCGCGGCCGACCGGUGCCAGCCUGCGCAACGCCACGUCGCUGCACUCCUCCGUCUCCACGUCGGCGAUGCCGGCCAACUCCGCCAGUGGCGGCGGCAGCAGCAGCGGCGGCGGCGCAGGGCUGCACCACUCGGAGGCGGCUCGUCUCCUGCCGGCGGGGCCCGUGGCCAAGGACGUGCCCUCCGAGGACGGCGACUCCGCGCAGCCGCCCACUUACACCUUCACGAGGCUUGCCAUCCGUUCCAAUUAUAUGGACAAGAGCAUCGAGGCCAAGAAGAAGGUGAUCCGGAUGCUGUUCGUCGUAGUGGCGGAGUUCUUCAUUUGCUGGGCGCCACUGCACGUGCUCAACACUUGGUACCUGUUCAGCCCAGACGCAGUCUAUAUGAAUGUGGGCCGCACGGGCGUGGCGCUCGUGCACCUGCUCGCCUACAUCAGCUCCUGCUGCAACCCCAUCACGUACUGCUUCAUGAACCGCAAGUUCCGCGCUGCGUUCCUCGGCGUCUUCGGGUGCCGCAGUCAUAAACCGGAAUGGUACCGGCACCGCCUCCGCCUACCGCCGUCGUCUGGUUGCAGGAGCAGCGCGUGCUGCCGCGGCGGGGUGCGCGCCGGCCACGUGUGCGCGCUGCAGAGGCCCGCGCUCGCCGCCAACUCGGACGCCUCGGGCAACGACUCCACGCAGUGCCCGCUGCGGGCCAGCAUCGCUGCCCGAUCAGCUGGUGAGACGAUUAUUGUGAUUGCAGAAGUGCUGACGCUAGAGGCGGAGGAUCGUGUUUAG